AUGAGCGUGGGCUGGCCUGAGUGCUCGUGGGCAGCGGAUCACGCCAAACAGAGCAGAUCGACGGGGGGAGCAUGGCUUAGGACACCGCGGGCCAUGACGAAGUGCCUUCGCGCCGUGGAGCUCUGUUCAAGCCCCCGCAGCCCCAGGGCCAAGAUGAACCACGGAGCAGAGUCUAAAAUCAAAGAUCCGGCGGCCGACGCAGUUGAGACACUACCUGGAGGAAAGUCGUCUGUAGCGUCUAGUUCGCCGCUGAGGUAUUAUCCCUCCCGCUCACACGGGUGCCAUGGGUCGCGUGGUCCUGGACAUGACGAACACUGUCCUCGGGAGCGGAGGAGCAGUUGGACAAGCCUGAGCCAAGCAGUGCCUCUAAGCCAGGCUCGAUCCGCAACCCCCGAACGAGACACAUUGGCCGGGCAUCGAGGACCGAUCAGGGCGACGGGCGUCGGCAAGAGCGCCACAGCCACGGACUGGCCCAGAUCCAGUGACAAGCACGCAGGGCUUCCGUGCGGCUGGCUCUGGCACGGCGGCAAGCCCACGCAGCCGGCGAGCCAAGCUUGCCAAGCUAGGCUGGAUGUAGACCCGCGGCGCGAGUAA
Purpureocillium lilacinum is the source of this 594-nucleotide messenger RNA. The record is from RefSeq and is a predicted model, not a curated record. NCBI's taxonomy places the organism in Eukaryota, Fungi, Ascomycota, Sordariomycetes, Hypocreales, Ophiocordycipitaceae.